AUCCGACUGCUACUUCCGGUGUUUACUUCCGGUAAAUUCGCCGGUGAGAAGGUGACUUAGACGAGUUUUGAUAGUCGACAACAUGGGGGCAUCUGACAGCAAACGAACCAUGGUUGUGGACAGGGACGAUAUUAUGGUCACACAAGGUGUAUUAAAGAGAUUAACUAGUAAAGAGAAAGCAUCAGAACCUGAAACAAAACCUGAAGAUGGAAGUGGAAUGGAACUGGAUUAUGCGAUUCCAUCUCGUAGAAUAAGACAAAUUGAAUCAGCAUAUGAAGAGAAAUUGAAAAUGAUGGAAGAGAAGGAAGCACAAGCAAAAUCAAGACUGCAAAAAUAUGAGGAACAGAGUGAGCAACAACUACAGACGCAGAAAGAAGAAUUCAGUCAGGCGAUGGACGAAGUAGAAAACAAAUUUAUGCGUAACACUGGAUCACCCGUCUGUCAGGACAUUCAGCAAGAUGUGUUUCAUUGCUACCAAAACAACCCCGAACAGACGCUGAACUGCUCCUCACAGGUCCGAGCCUUUACGUCCUGUGUAGAUGACGCUCGUAAGGAUGCCUACGACAUGUCAAAGAAAGCGUGACUGGACGUUUACAUGGAAAUGUUUGAAGGUUCCUUUAACCCGGAGGAGGACUUGUGAUUUUUCUACUCGACCUUUGUUAUUAGAAAACAUUGAGGCAUGAGAUGUGACAUUAUACUAGGACUUGUCAACAGUGUUCUGUAUUACAAAUGAAGUUUAUUUAAAUGUGGGGAAAUAAUGAUGAACAAUGUACCUUAACUAUUUUAUUGACAUAAGACUGUGACAAAGAUACAUAGAAAAUAGUGUUGUGACAACCUUCAAGGUUUCGUUUCAUUUUCCUUCUUUUUACCAGUACGCCAUUAGGAUGAAUGGAACACAGUUUGUAUAAUGUUGGUGCAUUUUUACUCUCAAUAGAUAUCACUGUGUGGGCGGUGUGGUCACUGUGUGGUCCAUGCUGUAUGACAAGAUGAAUAAAUGAGGAGAUCAGAUGUU
Molecule: messenger RNA, 1012 nt
Organism: Mizuhopecten yessoensis (Yesso scallop)
Lineage: Eukaryota; Metazoa; Mollusca; Bivalvia; Pectinida; Pectinidae
Product: MICOS complex subunit Mic19-like
Exons: 7
Coding region: 83-583 (166 amino acids)
Biological process (GO): inner mitochondrial membrane organization
Cellular component (GO): MICOS complex
Source: RefSeq, a predicted model, not a curated record